Messenger RNA from Mustela erminea (ermine), 1148 nucleotides. Its product is annotated as CMRF35-like molecule 6. The coding region runs from base 35 to 628 and encodes 197 amino acids. Gene Ontology annotation, molecular function: transmembrane signaling receptor activity. The transcript is spliced from 4 exons. Gene Ontology annotation, cellular component: plasma membrane. NCBI's taxonomy places the organism in Eukaryota, Metazoa, Chordata, Mammalia, Carnivora, Mustelidae. The record is from RefSeq and is a predicted model, not a curated record.
CGGGGCAGCCCAAGGGGAGGGACGGAGGGAGGACAUGGGAGGGAAGACAGAGAGCAGAGAUUCUCCUCAGAUUGGCCAGCACUGCCUCAGCAGUGACCAGGAGGAUUCAGUGUAUAAAGCAGGCUUUGUUUCCCAGAUUCUGAGUAGUCCCAUCUCCCUGGUGGGCACCGUGGGGCAAUCCGUGAGUGUGAUAUGUCCAUAUGAGAAGAUCUACGAAAACAAUACCAAAUACUGGUGUAAAAGCCCAUGUUUGUGGAGGAUUGUGGAGACUGCAGUCCCAGAUGUAGAAGCGUGGAAUGGCCGUGUGUCUAUCAGGGACGUUUCUGCAACCCUCUCCUUCAGAGUGACCAUGAGGAACCUUAGAGAGGAGGAUGCUGGGACAUACCGGUGUGGGAUUGAUACAUCAGAGGUUCCAGGAUAUAUGUUCGACCUCACCUACCCAGUUGUGGUGACGGUGACCCCAGGUCUUCACACGGUCCUGCUAGACCCCGCAUUGAAUACCGAAGCCUCGGACGACUACUAUGCCUCCAGCCUAUAUUCUGGGUCCCUGCUCAGCUGCAUCUACUUCUGGCUUCUGGUCUUCCUGGAGGUGCCCCUGGUCCUGAGCAUGCUCACUGCUGUCCUCUGAUGGAACAGGCCUCAGAGGGGAUCUGGCGGGAGGCAAUAUCUGCUCGAUAAUGACUAUUGGUAACACCAAUUGCCUAUUGACGACCUGCCCAAGAACACAGCCCAUCUGAUGGAUGGGAAUGGCCUUCUGACCAACACAUCCAGCCACCGUCCUUAUUUUAUUCCGAAUACUCUGUAAACUUUUUUGUAAAUUUUCCUGCAAAGUAUCAUAGACACAAAGACUGUUCCCAAUAAAUGCAUACUCCUUGAAGCCCAAAUACUCUUCAACCCUUGGAUAUAUCGUGAAUAUUUCUGAAGUCCCUCUGAGGAAACCAACUAUGAAUUUUACAGUCAUGUUCUCCUUGUUUUCUUUAUGGGUUUGCCACAUAUUUGCAAAUUAUUUACUCUAGGUCAGUUCAUAAAAGGCACCAAAGUUAAAAAAAAAACAACUUUUAUUUCCAAGGUGAUUGGUCUUCUUAUAAUACUUCUUUCCCAAGUCAUCACCCUUUUUAUAUAAUAAAAUGGUCACUUAUUGCACAAGC